Messenger RNA from Xenopus laevis (African clawed frog), 3422 nucleotides. It is a transcript of the gene wdr64l.L, whose product is annotated as WD repeat-containing protein 64. Bases 199 to 3420 code for a protein of 1073 amino acids. The record is from RefSeq and is a predicted model, not a curated record. NCBI's taxonomy places the organism in Eukaryota, Metazoa, Chordata, Amphibia, Anura, Pipidae. The transcript has 30 exons.
UCUCAGCACAAACACUGGGGCAGACAGAGCAGGUAGACACGCAGAGAGGAACGUUUGCCAGAAGUAGUGGCCCUUUCACGUAGCAUAUGAGCUUUCACGCAGAGCACCAUCAGUUAGCUCCCCGUGUGCUUAUCUGGACCUUAGAGUAGAUCUCUACUAACUUCCUGUCCAUGACAGACGACUUCCUCCUGGGGAACUAUGUCUAUACAGAAGAAAGUGAGACCCAGCUCUGCCUUGGGCAAACUAGAGACCUACAAUGUGCCCAGCCUUUUUGGUGAAAUAAGACAGACAAGUUGCAAAAUAAAUGGCGUUCAGCAACGUGCCAAAACAGCACUGGGAGCAUCCAAAUCACACACAGCGCCCCCAAAUAGAUUUAUCGAAGAAUGCAACGAUCUUCAUGUGGACCUUCCAGACUGGCUGGAGAAGGAGCUGAUAAGGAGAAAACAGAGAAGGCAUUCCCUUGGGCUUGUAGAGAAUGUCACAGAAAAGGAAAGUCUUCAAAAUCAAUCCGAUCCCAUGAGGAACCUUAGGAAAGAGAAGAUGGAAAGGCAAGUGACCCUGAAACAGUUGAAGAAAUUGAAGGAUGCUUUUGAAGAGCUUGAAAGCAAUGGUCAACAAUCACUGGAUAUGGACAAAUUCAAAUGGGUAUUGAAGAAAUGUACAGGAUUAACUAACGAUGAACAGAUAGCAAAGCUUUUUAUGAAAAUAGACUUUACAGCAAGUGGAAAAAUCCGGUGGGAUGAAUUCUGCACCUACAUGCAACUGGACUACUCAGAACUGGAGGAAUCCAACAGCAGGAGCAGGAGGAUCAGUUUCAUACUGCCGGCUACAGUGCAGGAAAUGACACAUGGGGAUCCCAUCCUGAGGGUUUUUCCCAUGCCAGACAACACUCUGAUCAUGCUCCGGGAAGAUGGACAUAUAUAUUUUUGGUCUGCGCAGCUAAAACUCAAACGUGAUAAGGCGAUCUUUGAAAAGAAUGCAAAAAGAAUGCCAAAGUGGGUGACGGAUUUCACCAUUAUGCUGCAGUAUAACAAGCUGGUCUUGGGAACUGGGGACCGUGAAAUUCAGUUUUAUGAACUGUCCAACUUGGAGCCUUACUGCCAAAUCACUGGACUGGAAACUAUGCCUUUAAAGCUGGAUUACUGUGCAACCGAUACUGAUGAGUGUAUGAUUCUGUAUGGCGAUGACCAGGGAUGUGUGAAUAUUCUUCUUUUAACAUCUGUGGGACAGACCUUGAGGAUGUGGAAGAAGAUGCCCAGACCUGAUAAUCUUGUGCCUACAAUUGGUAUUGACAAUGCUGUUCUUUCUCCCCAUGUAUCUUUCAUCUCUUGGAAAGUCCAUGGUGAUUGGGUUACACAGAUGAAAUACUAUGACUCAAUAAAAGCUAUCAUAUCUGCCUCCAAUGACGAAGCUACUGCUUUGGUAAUCGGUUGCACUACUGGGACAACAAAUGUGGAGCAGCAAAUGAAAGACAUCAAGGAUCACAUGAAGGACACAAAGUGGAAAAAAGGACCGGCCACUCUGGGGCCCCCACAUAAAAGGGCUGCUGGAGAUCAGACUGCGUUCCAUGUCUACAAAGGAGUGAAAACAUUUGCCUUUUGCAAGAAGAAUAGUCUUGUUGUGACCGGAGGAAUGGACCGGAUCAUUCGGAUGUGGAAUGUUUACGUACCUGCGCGAGUGACAGGUAUGCUCAGAGGCCACACUGCCCCCAUCUUUUCAUUGGAUAUUUCUUCAGAUGAGAACAAAAUAUUUUCUAUUGCCACAGAUAAUACCAUAAAGAUUUGGGAUAUACAGAGUCAAACCUGCAUAUUUUCUACCUGUUCCAAAUCCAGUGGAAUCCGUGGAGAGCUGACUGCGUGUCUGUAUAUCCCCAGCAUCAGAGCUCUUUGUGUCACCACUGAUGCCAUAGCACUUCUUCAGAUCAAGCUAAAAUCGGCUAUUCCUCCCCACCUGGAUGUCUCACACAAGGAAUCCGUAUUAUGCUGCAAAUACAACAGAACAUUUAGACAAGUGGUAACAUGCUCAGAAGCCUCCGUGGUGAAAGUUUGGGAUUUUGAGACAGGUAAACAAGUAUUUGAGUUUACUGAUGCACAUGGAGAUGCUGCAAUCACGUGCGCAACCUUUGACCAUAGUGGAAGAAGGCUCAUAACUGGAGGAAGAGAUGGAUGUUUAAAAAUCUGGAAUCACAAUACUGGACAGUGCUUGCAUACACUAAAAAGAGGAACGAAAUCUGAAGAAGUCUGUGACUGUACUUAUGUUGAAAUAAACAGAAACAAUUACAUUAUGGCAGUUGGAUGGGAUAGAAGAAUUAACAUGUACUUUGACUCUGAAAAUGACUUACAUCACAUUCAGGAACCUCAGCCGUGCUGGCAGGAUGAUUUAGUACGAGGGCACUGUGAAGACAUUCUGUGUAUAGCUGAGAAUCCUCCUAAUCUCCUGGCCAGCUCUAGUUAUGAUGGGGAGAUUAUUGUGUGGAACAUGAUCUCGGGUCAUAUACACUGCAGACUUAAUUCCCCCGUUUGUGCGGCUGCAGGAAAACAAUUUACAGACAGGAGCAUGAGCAAGAUCCUAUUCCUGAGAACGCGAACGAAGACGCUGCAGCCAACGGCUUCUCUGCUGUCUAAUGGGCCUCGAGGUUCGGUCAGCUUUUGGAGUUUGCUGCAAGGAGGAAAGAUGAUAGCAAGCUUUAAACCGUCAAGAGUGGGAUCCCAAGUGAGCAGCCUUGCUGUUAAUGAAGACGACACGCUAAUGUUUGCAGCAGACCACACCGGCUAUAUUUAUGUUUACGAUAUCGCAGACUACGCCAUGCGAGAGACAGAGAAGGAACCAGCAAAAUUGGUGGCGCAUUGGAGAGCUCAUGUGGACAUGAUUACCCAAAUAGAAGUGAUCGAUGAAGAUAAAGUUAUCCUGUCCUGUUCAAUGGAUGGUGCUGUUCGUCUUUGGGGACUGAGUGGAGAAUUUAUUGGAACAUUUGGUCAGAGUGACCCGUGGGAGAUUUUCACACCAGCUUCUUGGAAACAUCCUAUGGUUCCCUUUGAGAUUCUGAUUGAUCCUGAAAGCUUGCCCACUCAUCCAGUGCUAGAGGAACCAUUGGACAUGUCGGAUAUCAUUUCCCGGGAAAAAAAGGAAGCUGAAGAGGCACCUGAUGUUCAGAGAGAAAUAAACAACCCAGCCAUCACCGAAGAAGACAUCAAAGAAGAAAUUAACAACCAACAUAUUUUAUACAUACAGGGAAAGCGGUUACGGCAAGAGAGGCACAAGAUUGCACAUAAACCUUUGGAUCAUGGUGGGCCAAACGUCUUUCAUACCCUCCGAUACUUUGAUCUGUCAAGCAACCCUGUAACCGUUGAAAAGCCCAAUGUAUCGGCAGCUGCCAAUGAUCCUUUCCAAAGCUUUAUAUUAUCAGACGCAGACACAUAGAA